Oryzias latipes (Japanese medaka) is the source of this 2873-nucleotide messenger RNA. It is a transcript of the gene bcl2l1, whose product is annotated as BCL2 like 1. The record is from RefSeq and is a predicted model, not a curated record. Gene Ontology annotation, molecular function: BH domain binding. Gene Ontology annotation, cellular component: mitochondrial outer membrane. Gene Ontology annotation, biological process: regulation of apoptotic process; release of cytochrome c from mitochondria; extrinsic apoptotic signaling pathway in absence of ligand. NCBI's taxonomy places the organism in Eukaryota, Metazoa, Chordata, Actinopteri, Beloniformes, Adrianichthyidae.
UUUAGCCAGUUGGCUAACGUUAGCCGAGCUCGUGACCACUAGCUCAGGGCAUCAGUGAACCCGCGGAUUUUUGUCUGUAGCAGAGUUGUCGUGGACUUUAAAAAUGGAUUCUGAACCGUAGUAAAUGGAUGUCGUCCGUUGGGUUGGAGUGAAGCGGGCGGUCAGACGGAGUGGGGCCGGCUCGCACGUUCGGUUACGUAGAGGACGUGGAUCUAUGUGUGGGCUGGGCUAGGUGAGCUCUGUCGGUGUUAGCCUCACUGGGCUAGCAAUGUCGGAUUGGACCGCUUCUGCCUGGGUUCGGAUCGUCUUUUUCACCAGAAAUGAGUUUCUGAAGACCACCCUACAAGGUCUGAGCUUGUUUGUCAGCCUUGAAUAGGUUUGGUUUUCACCCUCCAAGUGUCCUGUGGACGACAGCGGACCAUGGUGGUCUGAAGACGGGGCUCGCAGUGUGAGUUCAGUCCAACGCAGCGAAGGCUUCAUCCAGACGGGAACGGAGAGGAAAAAGAACGUUUGAACACAAAAUGUCCCGGAACAGAGAACUGGUUGUUUUCUACGUGAAGUAUAAACUGUCUCAGAGGAACUACCCCCUCAACCACAUAGUGCUCAAUGAGUCUCCGAACAGGACUGCUGCGGGGGAGGUGGGCGAGGAGCAGAGCACGGAGACGCACGCCAACGGGACGUUUAACGGGACAACUCCCGGGACCCCGCCGCUCUCCCCGCUGCGAGAGCAACAGUUGCCGUCGACGACAAACAUGGACGCAGUGAAGGAGGCGCUCCGGGACACGGCCAACGAGUUCGAGCUCCGGUACGCCCUUGCCUUCAACAACCUGCACAGCCAGCUGCACAUCACGCCCGCCACGGCCUACCAGAGCUUCGAGAACGUGAUGAACGAGCUGUUCCGCGACAACAUCAACUGGGGCCGCAUCGUGGGGCUCUUCGCAUUCGGCGGGGCGCUGUGCGUGGAGUGCGUUGAGAAGGAGAUGAGCCCCCUGGUGGACCGGAUUGUGGAGUGGAUGACCGUCUACCUGGACAACCACAUCCAGCCCUGGAUCCAGAGCCAAGGCGGAUGGGAGCGUUUUGCUGAAAUCUUUGGGCAGGAAGCCGCGGCUGAGAGCAGAAGGUCUCAGGAGAGCUUCAAGAAGUGGCUGCUGGUGGGGAUGACGGUGGCGACCGGCGUCCUGGUGGGAUCCUCCUCGCCCAGAAACGCCUGUGAGGGGACGGGGCCUCCUCUCCAGUUCCACGUCCCAGCUCCCAUCUGCCUCCUCCACUACCCUCAACAUUGAAAUAAAGGUCCUGUUCGUCCCAUCAGGGCUCCUGGUGCUGAUGAUGUUUACUUCAGCCGCUGCCAUGCGUGAGCAGAGCGAGGAUCCGCCCAGCAUGUUGAACUUUUAGGGAAAAAGACAGAGAGAGCGUUUUAGUAUUCUUCUGUUCGCCUUGGAUGCAAACCUGUGCUAACACACACGCGUUCCUUCCAAUUUUUGUUCCUUCAUCUUAAUCCUGUGCAGAUUUAAAAGAAAUUGAGUUUAAGUUUCAUUCCUGAAUGUUGGUUUGUGUUAGUUUGAACCUUUUUCGCCAUGGCCCUGUCACACUGAGACGAUGCAGAGACGCAUCGGCCGUCCUCUCAGACACGUGCCAUACAGAUGGCGAAGGCGGCGGGGAGGAUGAACGGUGUCUGUCCCGACCAGAGAAGCAGCAGGCUGUUUUCCACUAGAACUCUCUCUGUAACUUUGUGUUUGUUGGUGUUUUUAAUCGUUUCGUUUGAUUAAAACUCUGGUUCCUCCACCGCUUUGUGCUUCAGUCACACACAGAGUUUGGUUCAGGCGCAGCAGCUGAAGAACGCAGCGGAUUCUGUAGCGACAGGAGGGCAGUUUGAAGUGCGCCUCACAGUCUGUGCGUGCGGAUUCGGAUCUUAUUUCUUUUCUUUUUUUUAAGCUUUGUAGACGAACACAUAGUAGUCCUGCAGUGCUGUGUUUGUGGGCAGAAAAAGGGACAGCAGUUUCUCCAAGGUGAAGACACUAACUGUUGUUUACAGAGGAUUCCUUGUUGGAGCGUUUCUGCCCGUCAAACCCGACCAUUCUUCAUCGUCCUUUUACAGAUUUAUGUAGCAAACCGAUUCCACCUGCCAUUUUUGAAGAUUGAGCCCCCGUUUCUUUCUCCUCCUCAGACAUCAAACUGAGUGCUUAAGAGUCACUACAUUCCUCCUCCUCCUCCUCCUCCCAUCACGCUCUCCUACAUUCCAGGACGGGACUUAUAGAUCUAUUUUUCUAGCGUGUGCUCCGUGAGAAGCUGCUCCGCGAAUCUCCCCCCGCCGUUUGGACCCGCUCUUUAACAGCCUGUGACCCCCCCCCCAUCAUGAGCGUUUGAGGAAGGUGUUCUGUUAUUGAAGGAGGCACAAAUGAAGGAAGCGUGACCACAUUGGCAGGACCCUACAUAUAUAUAAAUCUAUAUAUAUGUAUAUAUAUAUAUAUAUAUAUGUAUAUAUACAUAUAUAUAUGCUUGUUAUUUAAACUGAUUUAGAUUAGGAAGUUAGCUUAGUUACAUAUUUAAGAAAAACAGAACUGAUGGCUUUUAAAUGUAAUUUAUAUUUGGUGUAAAACGCAUAAAUGUGCUCCUUCAAACAGCCUUAAACUCCAUCCAUGUGCAUCGUCAGUUGUGACUUUCUUUUCUUUAGGAUUGUUGGACCGCAGUUGGAUGACAGGAAAUCAAACCAAGCAGGGUAGUUUUACAGAAACGUGGAGUCGCUUUCUGAUCCAUCCUCAUGGACUCAAAAGUCAAGAUCACAACCAUGUCCUAGGGUCUGUUUGUUUGUCUUUAGAUUGCAAUUGUAACAUUUGAAAUGACACUGAAUCUAAUAAAGUCCCAUGUUGGAAGAA